Molecule: messenger RNA, 4931 nt
Organism: Capra hircus (goat)
Lineage: Eukaryota; Metazoa; Chordata; Mammalia; Artiodactyla; Bovidae
Gene: NF2
Product: neurofibromin 2
Exons: 17
Coding region: 453-2228 (591 amino acids)
Biological process (GO): regulation of gliogenesis; regulation of organelle assembly; regulation of cell shape
Cellular component (GO): filopodium; plasma membrane; adherens junction
Molecular function (GO): cell adhesion molecule binding; actin binding
Source: RefSeq, a predicted model, not a curated record
GAGGGGACGCUUCCCGCGGGCGCGCGGAGCGAGGACGGUGACAGCCACGCGCGCACGUGCGCGCCCGGCUGCAGCGCGGCCCUGAGACCUCCGUCGGCCGCUGAGAGGCGCGCGGGCUCUGGGCAGCCGCCGUCUAAGGGCCCCGUCCGCGGGCGUUCCCAGCGUCCCCGGCCCGAGUCCCGGAGAGCGGGGCCGUGCCCUCCCCGUCGGUCCCCGAUCGCGAUCCUUGCCCAGGGCCGUCAGGGUCCGCCCCCGGGACUCCCCUUUCCGUCCCUGGGCAGGGUCCUCGCGGCCCAUGCUGGCCGCUGGGGGCCCGCGCCGCUCAGACAGCUCUCGGGCCGGCCGGCCGGCCACCAUGGUGGCCCUGAGGCCUGUGCGCCUCCUCCAGGGAGGCUAAAAGGUCCCGAGCGCAGGCCUCGGGGCGCGAGGGUCCUGCGCCUGAGCCCCGCGCCAUGGCCGGGGCUAUCGCUUCCCGAAUGAGCUUCAGCUCGCUCAAGAGGAAACAGCCUAAGACAUUCACCGUGCGGAUCGUCACCAUGGACGCGGAGAUGGAGUUCAAUUGCGAGAUGAAGUGGAAGGGGAAGGACCUGUUUGACUUGGUGUGCCGGACCCUGGGGCUUCGCGAAACCUGGUUCUUCGGCCUGCAGUACACAAUCAAGGACACCGUGGCUUGGCUCAAGAUGGACAAGAAGGUGCUGGAUCACGAUGUCUCAAAGGAAGAGCCGGUCACCUUUCACUUCCUGGCCAAAUUUUAUCCCGAGAAUGCCGAGGAAGAGCUGGUUCAGGAGAUCACGCAACACUUAUUCUUCCUGCAGGUGAAGAAGCAGAUCUUGGAUGAAAAAAUCUACUGCCCUCCCGAGGCGUCUGUGCUCCUGGCUUCUUACGCCGUCCAGGCCAAGUACGGCGACUACGACCCCUCUGUUCACAAGCGGGGGUUUCUGGCCCAAGAGGAAUUGCUUCCUAAAAGGGUAAUAAAUCUGUAUCAGAUGACUCCAGAAAUGUGGGAGGAGAGGAUCACAGCCUGGUACGCGGAGCACCGAGGCCGAGCCAGGGAUGAAGCGGAGAUGGAGUAUUUAAAGAUAGCUCAGGACCUGGAGAUGUAUGGUGUGAACUACUUCACAAUCCGGAAUAAAAAGGGCACAGAGCUGCUGCUCGGAGUGGAUGCUUUGGGGCUUCACAUUUAUGACCCUGAGAACAGGCUGACCCCCAAGAUCUCCUUCCCGUGGAACGAAAUCCGGAACAUCUCCUAUAGCGACAAGGAGUUUACCAUUAAGCCUUUGGAUAAGAAAAUCGAUGUCUUCAAAUUUAACUCCUCAAAGCUUCGUGUCAAUAAGCUGAUUCUGCAGCUGUGUAUUGGGAAUCACGACCUGUUUAUGAGGAGAAGGAAGGCCGAUUCUUUGGAAGUCCAGCAGAUGAAAGCCCAGGCCAGGGAGGAGAAGGCUAGGAAGCAGAUGGAACGGCAGCGCCUCGCUCGGGAGAAGCAGAUGCGAGAGGAGGCUGAGCGCACGCGGGACGAGCUGGAGAGGCGGCUGCUGCAGAUGAAGGAAGAGGCGACGAUGGCCAACGAAGCCCUGAUGCGGUCCGAGGAGACAGCUGACCUGUUGGCCGAAAAGGCCCAGAUCACAGAGGAGGAGGCAAAGCUCCUGGCCCAGAAGGCGGCAGAGGCCGAGCAGGAGAUGCAGCGCAUCAAGGCCACGGCUAUCCGGACGGAGGAGGAGAAGCGCCUGAUGGAGCAGAAGGUGCUGGAGGCCGAGGUGCUGGCGCUGAAGAUGGCCGAGGAGUCAGAGAGGAGGGCCAAGGAGGCCGAUCAGCUGAAGCAGGACCUGCAGGAAGCCCGGGAGGCAGAGCGAAGGGCCAAGCAGAAGCUGCUGGAAAUCACCACCAAGCCCACGUACCCGCCCAUGAACCCACUGCCAGCGCCACUGCCUCCCGACAUGGCAAGCUUCAACCUCGUCGGCGACAGCCUGUCUUUCGACUUCAAGGACACCGACAUGAAGCGGCUUUCCAUGGAGAUAGAGAAAGAGAAGGUGGAAUACAUGGAGAAGAGCAAGCACCUGCAGGAGCAGCUCAACGAGCUCAAGACCGAGAUCGAGGCCUUGAGACUCAAGGAGCGGGAGACGGCCUUGGACAUGCUGCACAGCGAGAGCUCCGACCGGGGUGGCGGCGGCAGCAAGCACAGCACCAUCAAAAAGCCUCAAGCCCAAGGCAGAAGACCUAUCUGCAUUUGAGCCCUCACAGUAGGUUAUGCCCAGCUCACCCUGCAGAGCGCCAAGUCCCGAGUGGCCUUCUUUGAAGAGCUCUAGCAAGUGACCCGGCCACCCCAGGAUCGGCUGCUUCUGCCCGUCUGCCCCUGGCAUCGACGGGAUGGGCCCGACACCACGGGAGCCGCCCGAAGGCAGGCCGAGCGGAGAGCCCAGGCCUUUCGUGUGCAAUUGCCUUGAACUAUGACCCUGCAGAGGGUUCUCUCGUGGGGUUCUAGUUCUCCUGACCUGAGUCUUUAGGUCUUUUUUAAGGAGUAUUUGUCUCUCCUUGUCUGAUGUGGGAUCCUAUGCUUCCUUCCUCCAAAGUACCCUGGAGUGUGUGUCUUACUGUCCUCACCUCCCCCGCCCCGGCUCACCGCCCUGGUCCCCCAGCUGGGAAGUGGCUGUAGGGAGGGGAGUACACAAGCCCCCUGGAGACCCAGAGGCUGGUGCCAUCCCCCACCCCUGCCCCCAGGGUUCCAGAACAUUCAUCUCCUUCCCUAGUAAGGAGCUGGCAUGGAGAGAAGGUGGCUCAGAGUGGCCCGCCUACUCCACGUCAUCAGAGAGCUCGGCCAUGACGAGCCCGGAGAUGGGUGGUCGGCCCAGGCACCCCCCGGGGGCAGUGCUCUGGCUGCCCAUGGUGGGGAGUGGGAACGCAGCUGCGCCCGGGGAAAACCCAGCCCAAGCUGUGGUGAAGGACUGGCUGCUGGCAGAGGGCCUGGGAGGCCAGCCAGGCCUGCACCUGGAACUUGCACCCUACAAAACACUCACUGCCUCUCUUCUGCCCACUCAGACCCAGGUCUGAGAGGUAGGCGGGGUGGGCCUCUCCAGCUGGAUGCUCUCCUGCACGUGGCAGGGCCGCGAGGGGGUUCCCCGUCGCUCUAGUCAGCCCAGCCACGACCAGGGUCUCUGCAGGGCUCUUGAGGCCCCACAGGGAUGUCUCACUGGCCGCGGUCUGUCUUGUUGAUCUGAAGCAUCCUUCCUCCUGGCCACGUGCCGACACAACCCCCUACCUGUGACGGUGCCCGGGCCUCCUUUCUCCCCAGAGCCUUCACUUUACAUUCUCCCUGGGCCGUGGGGGGAGGGGUGCAGGUGACCCCCGGGCCGGGUGGGGAUGGGGAGGCAUAGUCAGUGCUCGGCGCCUGCUGGCACGUGACGCCCCCCCGCCGUGCGCCCACCCCAGGGCCCACACUCGCUCCUCAGUCUGGGGCCACUCUCCCGCCCUUCUUCCUCCAUGGCCUGCUGGACCCACCAGCCUGUUUACGUCCUUCCCACGGGGCUCUUGCGCAGAGUGGCAGGAGGGAAGUCUCAUCCAGUGAGAAGACGCUUCCUACGUGAAGACCUGUGAGGGCCCGGAGAUUUCCCGGGGGCAGAGGUGGUCUCCGGCCAUCCUAAGUGGUUUUGAGAGACUGAGACGCUCACAGAGAUCCUGCCAGAUUCCACGGUCAAGCUGCCCUAGCGGUUGUCCUGGGCUGGCCGCCACCGCCUUGGGCUGCCCUGCCCGCAGCCGCCAGCCCCUUGGGACGUGCAGGGUGGGACUCUGAACACUAGGCAUGAACGGCUGUGGCUGGGAGGUUCCCCUCCGUCUCCCCUGACCCUCCACGGCCUCUAACCCUGAGACAAGGUUCCCGGUGGGGGUCCUCUAGCGUCUGCCCGGCUGUCUCCUCAGGCUCACCACCCUUCCCUGACCUGUAGAUUUAGUCUGUAACAGUGACUGUGGGCCCAGAGCAUGGUGGUCAUUUAUGAAAACGUUGUCGGGCUUUGUGGGGGUUUUAUUUUUAUUAUUAUUAUUAUUAUUAUUUAACUGCUGCUUGUGUGUCUGAAGUCUGUGACCACAGGGGAGCGGGCUGGCAUCUGAGCCGUGUAGGGGAGCUGCCUCUGGGUGGGAGGGGGCCGGCUGGAACACUGCAGUUUUCCUCGGGGACGAGAGCGGGCGGGUACCUCCCGGAGAUGGACAGGCGGAGAGGACGGGACCCUCCGAAGGGUCCUGAGCCCGAGUGGAAGAAGGACUUUGAAAGAGGAGCUUCGUUCUCAGGGCGCAUGCCCACAGCAGAGGCAACUGUGAUGUGUCAGUGGGCGAGCUGAGGGCUUGUCCAGUUAAGGAAGCCCCUGACCUCCACCGAGAGCAGGGCCCUGCCUGGGAUUGUUGGGUUAGAAGCGCCCCUGACGGUCACUGGGUGGAAGCACCGGGCUAGUGGCCCUCGGUGGGGCUGCACCAGCGGCUCUUGGUGGGCGCACGCAGACCACCUCACUGACGUGCUCGCCGCCCCUCCUGGGCCCCGGGGCCUCUGCAGUGUGCGGUCCCUGCUGGACAGCCCCCGCAGCCUUACAUAACGCUUCCUGAGUGACUGCCUUCUGAGUCUUGGGGACAGGCUUCUCUCUCUCCCUCUCUUUUCUCUUUCGAAUCCAAACAGCAUGUCCUGAGGCUGACAACCAGCCACAGUGACUGAGCAUCGCCCGCUGACAGGGCUGAGACCCGGCGGCCCUUGGUGGGGAGAUGGCCGCUGCCCCAGGGCCAGGCCAGCCCCUCUGGGCUUCCAGGGAACCUCCCUUGGUUUUCAAAGACAUCAAACCACCCUCCCCCUCCCAUGGGGCCUCCUGUCAGAGCCGGACCAGGGAAGGCUGUUUUCUAUUCUGGCGGACUGUUGUAAUUUAAAUGAUUGUUUUAAUAAAAAUUCUAAACGGUAAAAA